This is a messenger RNA of Petromyzon marinus (sea lamprey), 7484 nucleotides long. It is a transcript of the gene TSC2, whose product is annotated as TSC complex subunit 2. Gene Ontology annotation, molecular function: GTPase activator activity. Lineage: Eukaryota; Metazoa; Chordata; Hyperoartia; Petromyzontiformes; Petromyzontidae. Gene Ontology annotation, cellular component: cytoplasm; TSC1-TSC2 complex; nucleus. Gene Ontology annotation, biological process: negative regulation of Wnt signaling pathway; positive regulation of GTPase activity; negative regulation of phosphatidylinositol 3-kinase/protein kinase B signal transduction. The record is from RefSeq and is a predicted model, not a curated record.
CACGCCCCCAACUCCCCGGACCGCGGCCCCGGAAUUGAAAGGCGCGGCGGCCGGACGUGCCGAGCUGAGCGCCUGGGAGGGCGAAGGCCAGGCUCGCUUUCUCUUUCGCUCUCUCUCUUGCAUUGUCUUCCUUGCUCACUCCACCUCCUCUAAGUCCUUCGCUUUAUCCUGCGGCCUCGUGUCAGGUUAAUUAGUCACAAUGUCGAAACAUCCCACCAAAGAUUCCUUAAAGGAUAAGGUCAAGAACCUCCUGGGACUGGGACAAAAUCCACACGUCAAGGACAUACCCGAGUACAAGCCUGUCGAGUUCAUCAUCACGGAAGAUCGCCUCAGGGACAUGAAUGCGGAAAAUGGCUUUAGUAACAGAAUUAAAGCAAUAAAAGAAAUGUCCGACCUUGUUAAAACCAAGAGACUGGAAGAGCAUGCAGUGGAAGCUUUGUGGUGCACAGUGUCAGACCUGCUGAUGCCUGAGCAGCCUCCCGAAGCCAGGCACACAGUACUGUCUCUACUCAAAGCUAUCAUUCAAGGACAGGGUAACCGUUUGGGUAUCCUCCGUGUGAGCUUCUUCCGAAUAGUCAGGGACUAUCCUCUGAAUGAUGACCUCGUCCAGAGGAUGGAAAUCUUUAAAGCCUUGACGGAUCACGGAAAGGAUAUCACUUACAUUGAUGAUGACAUAGGCCCCUUUAUUCUGCAAUGGAUGGACGAGACCAGGCAGAAUGAACUGACGUUGGACUUUCUUUACAUUCUGGUCAACAUCGUCAAGUUCAACUCAUCUUACCUAGAUCAGGACAAGGUUGCUCAGAUAGUUCACAAAAUCUACCGUCUUUGUAACAUGACUAAUCAAGCAGCUGAUAUAGAGGCUUCUCUAAGGGUGCUAGACGCCGUGGUUUGCUACAGCUGCCUGCCGUCAGGAUCGCUGUGCGCCUUCAUUGUCACGCUGUGCCGUACGGUGAACGUCAAGGAGUUCUCAGAGGCCUGCUGGAAGCUGAUGCGAAAUCUUCUUGGGACCCACCUUGGACACAGUUGUGUCCGUACCAUGUGCCAAAUCAUGGAGAGCCGAGAAUAUCAGAAGGACAUUCCUGUGCUGCGUGGGGCUGUGUUUUUUGUCGGCAUGGCUCUCUGGGGUGCUCAUCGUUUGCCUUCACUGAAGAACACCCCCACCUCUGUGCUACCCUCCUUUCUCAAGGCCAUGACGGAAGACAACGUGGUGGUGUCGUACGAGAUCGCGCUAUCGCUCACUCGCCUCGUCAGGAAGUACGGCCGCGAACUGCAGGUGGCCACCUGGGACAUCGUUCUCGACGUCAUCGAGAAGCUGGUCGUCCAAGUGCAGCUCUUCAACAAUGCAGACUUCUGCGUGAAGGUGCAGGAUCAGCUGAUUGCCAUCGAGGAACUGCACGCGAGGGAUGAGUAUCACGGCUGCGUCGAGCGCUACUUCACGCUCGUGGAACGUUGCACAGACCACAGGCCAGCGCGGCCGUGUGAAGGGCUCACGAAAUUACACCAACGCCAAGAGAUAAUGCCCGAGUGCCAGUCUGUGCUGACCUUGCUGACCUAUCGUGCUCAGUCCAUCCAUCCUGCCAAAGACGGCUGGAUAUUGGAACUGCAGAAGAUGAUGGAGAAAUAUUUCAGAAUGCAGACGUCCAGCGUCAUCCGCAAGAAGUGUCUGGAGAUCCUUUUCUCGGUGCUCGGCACGCACAGGCAUGUCUACGAGGAGGAGUUGAUGGAAUCGGUCCUCAUCCCACACCUGAACGCCGUGGUGGAGGACCGCGAGGUGGCCGUGCGCAAGUUCGCCACCCAGAAGCUGGUGGAGCUGGCGCUGACCUGCAGUUCGAGCCACUUCAACAGCCUCCUCGACGCCCUGCAGAAGAUAAGCAGUCGAGAGAUGGUGGAGCACACGGCCUCUGAGGCCGUGGAGGAGGAGCUCAUGGAAUCGCCUUAUGACGAUAUCAAGACUGCGGUGUUUGGACUUUUAGAAAUCCUGCAGAGCAAGCUGUUUUUGUUGCCAGCCAACCAUGCUGUUCAAGUGUAUGAGAUUCUGAUAGCACACCUCCAGAAACACUACAGGAUGGGCUACAACAUGGAUGUGGCUAAUGCUAUUAGAAUUCAGGUCUUCGGCUUCUUGCUGUCCUUGCGGGCGGACUCGACUGCUCGCAUGGGGUUUGUGGACAAGCGCGGCGAGCUCCGCUUCAGCGUCUACUGCCUCUGCGACACCAGUGACGUGGAGAAGCGAACCAGCGACGUGGCUUCCGUGCCGUCGGACAGUCCCAUUGCCCUGCACCAGCAGAGCCUUCCCUUCCGCUUCGGCCACCUGCCCUUCUGCCGCACGUUCAGCACCCUGCUGCAGUGCAUCCAGCAGGAGGAGGACUGGAAGGUGCUGCGGUUUGUUCUGGGCAAGAUCCCGUCCCUGCUGCAGAACAAGAUCCUCAUCAUGAGCUCCCAGUGCUCUGUGGAUACCCUCUGCAAUUGCCUUUGCAAAAUGGUGAGCAGUAAAAAGAUCAAGGAGUCCAACAUCGUUGCCGGGGAAGUAUUCUCAUGCACCGACCUCCAGAUGGUCAUCUUCCCCAUCCUCAACGCGCUCACAUCCUACCACAGCCUGCUGGACACCGCAAGACAGAGGGAGCUGGUGCAGUGUCUGGAUGCGGGGCUGAUCUCGCGCUGUGCGAAGCAGUGCGUCAUGGCGCUGACCAUGUGCGUGCUUGAGAUGAGUGACAUCAUGUUCAAGAUGCUGCCUUCCAUCCUGCUCAAGCUCACGCACAUCUCCGCCACUGUGGGCAUGGCGUCCUCCGUGCUCGAGUUCCUGUCAUUUUUGGUUCGCCUGCCCCACCUCUACACAAACUUCGUGGCAGAGCAGUACAUCAGCGUGUUUGCAAUCUCCCUCCCGUACACCAACUCUUUCAAGUUCACCCAGUACGUUGUGUCACUGGCGCACCAUGUGAUUGCCAUGUGGUUCAUCCGUUGCCGCCUUCCAUUCAGAAAGGACUUUGUGCAGUACAUCACUAAGGGCCUGCGCUCCAACGCGCUACUGCCGUUUGAUGAGCAGCAUUUGAGGAGCGCUCAGCAGAGUGCUCAGCAGAGCGCUCAGGAGAGCGCUCAGCAGAACGCCGACCAGAGCAACUUCCGCGCACGCAGUACGAGCCUGAGCGACAAGCCCACACGCAGCCUGCGUUCUGCGCGGCCAAGCAGGCAGCCAGGCUUGGGUAGCUCGUCCCCGAUUAAAGACGUUCGCGAGCUCCCUCUGGCAGCGUCGUUCAGGUCGCGAAGCAUCAGUGUGUCGGAUCAAGUCCACCGCAGGAUGGAGACGCGGCUGGGCGGGAUGACUUCCGGCUCGAUGGAGGAGAACGCUCCUCUCGCUGACGACAGCCUCAAGCUGGUUCACCUGGAGCUCACGGAGAUCUGCCUCGACAUGAUUGCCCGCUUCGCCUUCUCCAACUUCUCCACGAUGCCCAAACGGUCACCUGCGGCGGAGUUCCUUCUGGCCGGCGGGCAGACCAUGUCGUGGCUCGUGGGCAACAAAAUCAUCACCAUCACCACCAGUGCCGGCGCCGGGCCCAAGUCCCUGCUGGGGCCACGCUCGAAGGACUCUCAGAGCAGCGACUCGGACCGCGACGGCGACAGAUCUCCAGGCAGCGGGCAGGCGGGGGCAUCCAAGGAGGCUCCGGGGAAGCUGGAGAGCCAGGAGAGCCAGCAGCCCGUGCACUCCGGUCGAGUGCGCCAGCGAUCCGUCUCAGGUGGGCACGCCCUGAGGGCCUGCUACUCCAGCGACCUGAGCCCCCUCUCCGUGGCAGCAGAGCCCAGCGGUACCAGCAUGGCAACGUCGGCUGCAACGGGACCGGGUUCCACCACCACAGACACUGCAACCACUGCCACCACCACCAGCAGCGCCACUUCCACCGCCGCCGCCGCUCCAGUGAAAGCCGCCACCCCGGCCAAGGAAGCGGCAGCAUCACAAGCGAAAAAGCCCAAGGAGAAAGAGCCCCCUCGGCUGUCCGAUUGCGCCUCCAUGAUCACGCAGGGAUGGGCCGAGAUUCUCAUCCGACGGCCGACAGGGAAUACUUGCUGGAUGAUGAAGAUUGAGAACCCGGCGAGCCCUUACUCAUCCGCGAUCAAGACUUUGCCACUGCAGGACCUCUCUGCCGUGCUGCUCGCCCCAGACUCGACUGCUGGCUACCCAGCGGGGAGCAAGCAUGACGAACCCCGCGACCCUAGCGACCCCGGGCGCAGAGAUGGCGAGAACUCGGAGGGGCGGACACGCAAGACGUCCAUGAAAAGUCAGGUGAUGGACCCGGACGCCAGCCGACAUCACACUCUGCAGAGGUCUAAUACAGUGUCAGGUGACUGCUCUCCCUGGCAAUCCAGUUGCAAGAAUAAGUUAAGCAGAAGCAUUUCGUGGGCAGAGUCUGUGGUGAUGGAGGAACUAAUUGCGUCUGGGAGCAAGGCCUCCUCGUCGCCCUCUAAUGCCAUCGAAAGGUUUGACGACUUCCACGUCUUCAUGCCAACGUCGGAGGUGGAGAGCAAGUUUAUGCGCUCCGAGCCCCUGCCCUCCCUCUCAAUCCACGGUGACGGCAAUGAAGGACGACAAAGGAUGCUCGUGAGCAGGUCAUCAUCAUCGUCGAGCCAGGGGGAGGAGAGCUUGCCCACGACCGCGGGCGUUCCCAUCGACCGCUCGAGCGCAGCCCCAGGGGGGUCGCACGACAGCGAGGAGGAACAGCUGCAGCACCUGCAGGUUCUGAAUAAGUCAAGCUCCUCACCUGAGCUCUCCACACUCCACGACCGCGAGUGGGAGCUGCAGGUUUGUGCCGUCGAACUCUCAUCUGCUCCCUUAUUCGAGUCUUCGAGCCCAGUGGCCGACACAGCAGGGGCUCGGGGCAGCCGAGAUGAGGCCAAUCGUGGCGCGACUCUGAGCCCGCCUGCACCUGCGACGGCAACGGCGGCAGUGGCGGCGGCGGCAGGAGGAGUGGCGGCGGCAGCUGCGGACACAGAGCCGGCAUUGGCGACGUCGCCCUCAACCUCCUGCCAGCACCGCCCGCGUGGCCACACGAUCUCGGAGAGCGCGUCGUACUGGCGCCGCAAGAGGGCAGAGUUCAAGGUCAACAAGAGCGCCGCGGAGAAGAUGACCGCUGGCAUCAGCCCCAGCUUCGUGUUUUUGCAGUUCUACUACUCGCCUCUCUUUGGAACCGAGGCCAGUCGCCCCAUCCUUUGUCCCAAGACUCAGGCGGUCGAGCGAUCAAUCAAGAUGAUGGACAGAAUCCCACCGUACGACACGCACAAGAUUGGCGUGAUUUACGUAGGCGAGGGGCAGGUGAAGAACCAGACGGCCAUGCUGAUGAACGAACACGGCUCCCCACGCUACGUCAGCUUCGUGCAGGGCCUGGGCCGCCUCAUCAGCUUGCGGGACUGCGACGCGGACCAAAUCUACCUGGGCGGCCUGGACACGAAGGGGGAGGACGGGGACUUUGCUUACUGCUGGCACGACGACGUCAUGCAGACCAUAUUCCACGUCGCCACGCUGAUGCCCAACAUGGAGAGGGAUCCUGUGUGCUGCAACAAGAAGCGACACGUUGGAAACGACUUCGUCAUGAUAGUGUACAACGACUCGCAGGAGGACUACCGCAUGGGGAUCAUCAGGGGCCAGUUUAAUUUUGUGGAGGUCGUGAUCAAACCCCUGGACUACGAAUGCAGCCUGGUGACUAUACAGGCCAGGAAAGAUCUUGAAGGGCUGAUUGAUACGACCGUGGCAAAGAUAGUCUCGGACAAGAACCUUCCCCUCUUGGCUCGGCAGAUGGCUUUGCAUGCCAAUAUGGCAUCACUUGCUCAUCAGUACAAGGCGAACCCCCGUGAAACCUACGCUUCCAAGUGGCUGGCACGGCUGAGGCAGAUGAAACGGAUCCGGGAGCGGGUGCUAGAGGAGAUCCAGAGCCGCCAAAUGAGGACAUCGCAGACGGUCGUGAACAUCGCUGCCGACGCAGCCCAGCGCAUGAGACUCAUCUCAACCAUGGACGACUUCAGCGAAUUUGUCUAAAAGUUUGGAACGCUCGCACCCGUGCAGCUAAAUCUCUUCAAAGGUGAAACUCUAAAACUGAAAGUGAAGCCAAAUAUAAAUGUGUACAGCUAUCGAUGUGGUGUUUGUAAGAGUUGCGUUUAAAAAAUAAAUUGUAGCAUAUUGUACCAAAAUGUUAGAUGGAUUCCAGUUUCUAAGCUAGCCAGUGGGGAUCUGUAAUUGGUGGCAUAUAACGGUUAAUUUGUCUAAAUCCGAGUAAACAAGGGGAAAUCUUCACUCAGUUUUUGUAUGCCAUCAACAACUGGAUGUAUGUUUGCAACUCUAUGAUCCGCAGCAUCCUCAAUGUACAGACUGAAUUUCUAAGGAGGGUUAAUUCCCAAUUGCAGCACUAGAAGUGUGGCAUUAAUAACAUUUAUAUGCAGUAGAAAAUAUAUAUAUACCCUCCAUACAAUGUGCUCCUGCCAGGUUGAACAAUUCCUUACUAUGAAACCUUGAACUGCCUUAAUACGACGGUGACUUUCUCAUUUGUUUGUUAGGUCCUCAAGUUUUUGUUAAAAUCUCAAGAGAUAACAUGCGAUAACCCCCCCCAAAAAAAAAAAUCAAUGUCAUAAUCUGCUUCCAUAUUGCACGUGUGUUUUACAAAGUGUUCGUUGUUGCUGUAACACUUAAAAAAAUGAAGUCGAAAUACAUAACACUAAGAAAUUGUAAAAAAGAGAGUUCUGAAGCUGAAUAAAAUGUCAACUAUAUUUUUAAUCUGCAAAAAAAACAUUAAGGGUUCAGCAAUAAUGCCAAUGCAUAUCUCUUAGGUUGGCCCUCUGCUGCUUUAACUGUCAUCAACAAACAAAAUUAGCUUGGCGAUUGUGGUGUGCAGUGUGACUUGUAUACUUUGUCAACAAACGGCGUGGCUCGACAUUGUACUGUGAACCUCUGUUCAUCGGGGAAUUGCUUGUUCAGGUUUGGGGUCUCAGAAGCCAUUGCAAACCAAAAACAUUUUUGUUCAAGCAUUUUCGCAAUGAAGCUCCAGCCAUCCCCCACUGAGUGACGCGAUUGUGUGCCUAUGUUUGCCCUCUUCACCCACUGAUUUGAUAUCACUUAUGUAUAUGCGCGAGCAUGUGCCGCGUUCUGAAUAGGGGUUCCACAUUUCAAGUUUUGUAAUUGCAUUGCAAUCCCAGCCACCCGCCAUCUCCAAAGUGAUGCCUAACAUCUCGAUUUUACAAUUCAGUAGAAGUGUAUAUUCAUAGCUUGGCACAAGUGCCGAAAUAUGCUUUUGGCUGGAACAGCCCUACGAUUAAAUCCUGGCGGCCACUGCAGACCCCCAUGGCUGUGCCUUGCCAUGUUCAUCAACUCUUGACCUGGCUACCCCAUGUCAGUUCCUGCCUCUUUCUCACCGCAGCGCUGCACAUCACUUCGGCACGAUUUUUGCUUGUGAAUACCCGUUUGUAAAGUUUGAAGUUACGUUGUAAUAAAAUGUUUUUAGUGCAAUUUG